AUGCGCCCGUGCAUCUUGGACGCUUUCCUGGUGAACCUGUCCCUGGGCCACCAGCUGCUGGCAGCGUCUGACAGGCCCUUCAUGCUGCUAAGCACUCUGAGCUGGCGGCUGUCUUCUGGGCCCAGCGACCAGGCUGUGGGCUUCCUGGACACCUUCCUGGAGUCCAACUCCACACCAAGCAUAGAGGUGCUGAGUGCAGGACAGUGGCUGGUGGGGAACCUCGUGUCCUGCUUGCUUCUCCCACCGAUGGCCUGCCAGCUCCACGCUGCCGGCUUUGUGCUGCUGCUCCUGGUGCUCGGACUCCCCAGGCUCAGGAUGCUGCCGGUGGCACAGGGCCACUGCCAGCGCCUCGACAUCGUCCCCAUGCAGGUGCUCACCAGGCAAGACUUUCUGCACGCUGACCUGGCUGUGCUGUCCCCAAGCUCCGCCCCCAACACCCAUCACUGGAGACACAUGCACAGGCUAGUGGGGCGUGUGCCCUUUGUCACCAUUAGCCCUCCCUGGGGGUUCCUGAGCGAGUACCCGAGCUCUAGCAGGACCACGGCCAACCUCUGCAUGGACCCCCAGCUCUACCAGCAGUUCCUGUAG
Mustela lutreola (European mink) is the source of this 588-nucleotide messenger RNA. It is a transcript of the gene GPR78, whose product is annotated as G protein-coupled receptor 78. The record is from RefSeq and is a predicted model, not a curated record. Lineage: Eukaryota; Metazoa; Chordata; Mammalia; Carnivora; Mustelidae. Gene Ontology annotation, molecular function: G protein-coupled receptor activity. Gene Ontology annotation, biological process: adenylate cyclase-activating G protein-coupled receptor signaling pathway.